AUGGCCAAGUUUGGCAGAAUACGAAAAAUGGGAAACCGGUUCACAUUUCCCAAAUGCCAACGCACAACUGCCGUCAUUUGUUUACUCUCGGCUGUGGCGGGGACGUCGACUUUUUGCAGAAGUGGGUCUGGCUGGAGGUCUGAUGGCCGGACGGGUUGGCUCAACCAUUGGGUUGCCCGGCCAGCCAACCUCGCCCAAAAUGACAUCGGCUACAUGACAGGCCGCAAACUGCAUUGUCUCAAGUGA
Protopolystoma xenopodis is the source of this 246-nucleotide messenger RNA. The record is from the annotation of a GenBank genome assembly. NCBI's taxonomy places the organism in Eukaryota, Metazoa, Platyhelminthes, Monogenea, Polystomatidea, Polystomatidae.